AUGGCGGAAAACUUGUUAUUAGAUUUAUCACAAGAUAUUGGUCAACUUCUUAUUUCUGGAGAUAAUUAUGAUUUAAUUAUUCAAGCUGGAGAAGAAAUCGUUGAAUUAAUUUUAAAAUAUAUAUAUACUGGAUUAGUUAAUUUUAAUAAACAAAAUGGAUCACAAAUGUUAAAACUUUUAAUGGCAUCUGAUGAAUUGAAUUUGCAAAAAUUAAGUGAUUAUAUUCAAACUUGUUGGAUUGAUAACCGAGUAGAAUAUUUAAAAAAUGAUCCCGUUGACAUUCUUCAAAUUAUAUUUCGGCAUGGGGGAUGUGAAGAUUUACGUAAAUUUUGUUUAAAUUCUAUCUGUGAAAAUCCUAAAAUACUUUUUGAAUCUCCAAAAUUCACUUCAUUGGAAACGGAUCUUAUCAUUCUUUUCUUAAAAAAUAAUGAACUUGAAAUGGAAGAAAUUGAAAUUUGGGAAUUUGUACUUAAAUGGGCUCUUGCGAGAAUGUCAACUCAAUAUAAUGUUGAUAACUUAUCUCAAUGGACAUCAAGUAACUUUAAAGAAUUGGAAAAAAUUCUACACGAUUUAAUUCCACAUAUUAGAUGGUUUCAAAUUCCUGCAAAAGUUUUUUGGAGAAAGGUUAAUCAAUUUGAGCCAAUAUUUCCAAAACAACUUUAUAAAGAUAUUAUUGGGUAUCAUUUUGAUCCUGACACGCCACCAGUUAAUGCAGUAUUACCUUUAAGACGGAAUUUAUCUUAUAUUGACUCUGUUCUUAUCGAAAGAGAUCAUUUAUCAAUAAUUGCAAGCUGGAUUGAUAAAAAAGAAAAGUCUUUUUAUGACACUAAAAGUACUCCUUAUCUAUUCAAACUUCUUUAUCGUGCAAGUAGAGAUGGAUUCGAGGCUGCAAAAUUUCAUGAAUUAUGUGAUAACAAAGGUUCAACCAUUAUGAUAUCAAAAUUAAAAGAAAAUGGCCGGUUAAUUGGAGGUUAUAAUCCAUUAAGUUGGCAACGUUAUAGUACUAUUGUUCAAAAUAAUGGAACUUGGCAAUCUACACUAGAUAGUUUCUUAUUUUCUUUUAUAAAAAAGGAAGAAAUUAAUUCGGCAUUUAUAACAAGAGUUAAAAGUAAUAAAAAUUCUGCAGUAAGUUAUGAUUUAAAAUAUGGUCCUGCUUUUGGUGGCGGAUGGGAUUUAAUUAUAGAGCGUAACAUUAUUAAGAUAU
Molecule: messenger RNA, 1204 nt
Organism: Rhizophagus irregularis DAOM 181602=DAOM 197198
Lineage: Eukaryota; Fungi; Glomeromycota; Glomeromycetes; Glomerales; Glomeraceae
Source: RefSeq, a predicted model, not a curated record